CGCCAUCUACGACGUCAAUUAACGACUGUUUUGCGGUGUACCCUGUUUUGCUGACCAAGGAAAGUAGUUUCCUUAGACUAGCUUGUAAAAAUGACCGAACCUGAUGGCGCCGCAGCUGUCGCUGCUGAUGUGCAGCCCACUUCUACGUCGCCCAUCGGACGACCAUCUCCCGGUCCCGGGAAUCUGUCGGCAGAGAUCACCUCUAGGCCGGUGGGGCUUGUUGUGCUGACUGGAUUGGACGUGACGUAUAACGCCAUUCACAGAGCAAUUUGGGAUUCGUUUAGCGCCAACCGGAGACCAGAUAGAGUACCACUGAAUUUCAAAACACUGCCAGCUGACCAUGAAUAUCCAAAGUGUCGGUCAAAGCAAAGGACAUCAUAUGAAUGGUACAUCCCGAAAGGAAUCUUAAAGACGAGCUGGAUGAAAAAACAUCAAGAAGAUAUUCCAGGAUUAGUUGUUGUCUUCUAUGAUCUAGACUGGGAUGAACAACAGUGGAAGGAGAAACAAAUGGAGUGCGCUACAAGGGUAGAAGUUGUCAGGACAAGUCUCCAUGGAAGAGGAUCUAAAGUAGCUGUUGUUUUGAUUCAGAAGAAUGCUCCACUUCCCCCAGGAGAAGAUGUGGUAGCAGCCGAGAGAGCAGCUGCUCUGUGCGCAGCCUGUGAACUAUCAGCCAAGUCUCUGUUUGUAUUACCGUGCGUGGAUCAUCUACUUGGCUAUACUAUUCGAUUAGAGAAUGCAUUCUAUGAGCUUACACAGGCUUAUUAUCAUGGUGAAGCCAGAAGAGUCAAAGCGCACAAAGAAUUCCUCAAUAAGACAACUCAUCAGCUGCUGUUUGUAAGACAUGCUUUCAAGAUUGGAUUCUUCAAUGAACUUAAGCAGGACACCCACAAUGCUCUAAAGCAGUACAAAGCAGCUUAUGUUCACCUGACUGAAAUCAGAGCACAUGACACCAACAUGCUGGAGAUUAAGACCAUUGCAGGGUUCCUUAACUAUAAAAUUUGCAGACUUUGUUUCUUUCACAACUCACCACUGGAUGCUAUUAGUCAGUUCCGUAAACAUGUUGAUCUGUUCAAGAACAAGAUCGGCUGUGCAGAACUAGCUUUUGAGCACUCAGCGUGGAUGUCAAAACAAUUCAGUAUCUUUGGUGAUCUGUUUGAUGAUGCUAUAAAGCUAGGAUUGACAGCAAUCAUGACCCAGCAUCCAGGAUUCUACUACCAGCAAGCUGCUAACCAUGCCAUCGCUAGGAAACAACUCUGCAGAGGACUUUGCCAUGCUGCCACAAGUAUGCCCUCGGGUGAUCCCCUCGAAGGUAUGCAUCAUCUAGAGUUCUGGGGUCAACGACCUUGGAGACAGGGUCAUCAGAGCAUUGACCCACCUGAUCCUCAGAAAGAGAAGGAAGGAAUCCUGGCUCUUCAGUAUCUAGAAUCAACAGUUGAUCACUCGUGGAUUAUCAUUCCUCUUCUAAGCAGUGCUGUAGCUCAGUUCAAGAAAUACAAGUCAGCAAGGAUGAAGAGAUACUUGAUGGUUCAGAUGGGUGAAGAAUACUAUCAUGCCAAAGACUACAGCAAGGCUCUUACACUUCUUGGACGAGUGACAUGGGAUUAUAGACUAGAGAGAUGGUGGCAACUACUCACAUCUAUAUUAGUUACAUCUCUCAGGUGUGCAUACCUUGUGGCAAGCAUGGAGGAGUAUGUUACAAUCAGUCUGGAACUACUUGGAAGAUAUUCCCAGAGCCCACCAGAUGAGAAGACAAGAGUUCAGAUGAACCUUGUUAGGGUUCUCUCAAACAAUCCUCCUGAGCCUGAACAUGGGUGUGCCCCUGAUGCUGUUGAGAAAGCAAAAGUACUCUGGAAGAACAAGACCGCUAACCCCUCUGAAGAUGAAAGCUCUCGGGUCUUCCCUAUCGAGAUGAGAAAUCUGGUACCAUUCGUAGAAUGCAAAGCAAAGUUCACCAGUACCCGGUUCACUGCAGACUCACUUGUCGAGAUUGAGGUGUAUUUACGUUCAUCUUGCCAGUUUCCUGUUCGCUUCUCACGCUUGUCUGUUAAUCUGAGUAACCAAGCAUACAACAGCCACUGUGUGAUUGUAGAUGGGCAACCCUUACAACUGUCAGGUGAUACUGGUCAUGUGACCCCACAUGAUCCUAGCCAGUCAGGUGAUCUCUUCCUCAAGCCAUGGGAGGUGGCCCGCUACACUUUUCAAUUCGUUCCUUUGGCAGAUGACAUAGGCAAGAAACUAGAGAUUGCAUCAGUGACUUUGGCAUUUGGGGAUGAGAGUUCGAGGUGUGCUUUGCUUGUAUGGGCCGCUGGUGGACAUGAUGCUGCCUCAUUGACUAAUCCACUAGAGAGUAUUCCAAAGAAAAGAGGACCAGCUAAGCAAGGGGAUGUUGACUGGAAUGCUAUAAGGGUAGAACCUCAUACAAGUAUCAUGUGCCGUCCCUCAAGAGUGACAAUUAAACUUGAUCAACAACCCCCCUGUUUGGAGAAUGAGAUCUACCAUGUGCACAUUGAAAUCAGUAAUGAAGAGGACGUGUCCAUUUCAGAAACAAGUUUGACUAUGGGGCUAUCUGAGGGACAGGAAGUUGGCAUUGAAGAGAGCACUGAAGUUAGCCAGAAAGCAGAGCUUCUUCUUGAUGGCAAACAAUCAUCUCGUCUGAAAGGAAUCAGUCUAGGUGUCAUGGAAGCCAAGUCUAAAAUUGAACAAGACUUGUUCAUCCGUUGUACCAAGCUGGAUGCUCGAAGUAUCAGUGUGAGAGUGUCUUACAAGGUGGAGGUCAGUGUGGGGUCAUCAGAGAGCUCAAAGGUCUCGUGUACAUGUUACCAAGACCAAGCAUUCAGACUAGAGACUGUGACUCCUUUUGAUGUGAAAAUCAGGAUGGCUUCUCUUAAGUUUGAAGCUGUAGAUCAAGUUCACCCAGAUCAUCCAUUCCUUCUUAUGACUGAUAUCAAGUGUUUAUCACCAUGGCCAAUCACUAUCAAAGACAGUACUCUCAUAUUGAAUGAUCAUGUACGAGCAACAGAUGAAAACCAAGCAUCUCAAGUAGCCAGAGUUACAUUGAAGACAUCAGAGAAUGCUACCGAGUGUAUUUGUAUGGAAUCACAACCAGAUACUGCUCAUGGUCUUAUCUCUCUUGGAAGCUAUGCCAUUGAAUGGAAAAGAGCCAAUCUAAAGCUACCGGCUGUAAAGACUAUUCUACCUCUCCCUGAGGUAACGUUACAACAGCUACCCAUCUACAUCAGCUCGGAUCUCCCUCCGUUUGGGCUCGUCAGGGCCCCUCUUCUAGCUCAGUACCAGAUCUCUAAUAAGACUUCUAUUGUUCAAUCAGUAGAAGCAUGUAUGGAACCGAGUGAUGCAUUCAUGUACUCUGGCCACAAACAGAUAUUCUUCCGGAUCUUGCCAUCUGGCCAGCAGACACUGAGCUACAACCUUUAUCCCCUGGUACCUGGCUAUGUCAAACUACCAAAGUUGAAGCUGAAAGUUCCCUAUGCACCAUCAUUCAGAGAGGACUUUGUGUCAAAGAUACUACCAACUCACAUCUUCAUCAAGCCUCAAGGCAAAGAUCUGGCUGUUGCGAGUUAGUCUUUGCCAUUGCACAACACAAGAGAAGGAAUACAAAGCUGCUCUGGAAGUGAACAUCAAAGCCUGUCAAGUAUCAGCUUCUUUUCACAGGAAAUUUGAUACCAGGAUGUUUGCCAUGUAAGAGGUGUUGUCUAUCACACAAAAAAGGAUCAAGCAUUUAGACAAAUAGGUGGCAUGUGAUGUUAUAUAUAUAUAUAUUUCAUUCCUGGCAUCGUACUUUCUCUGGCCUGACAAUGUCUGAAUAAGGCAUGGGGAUUUAUGUGGUUUGACAGCAUAUAUUGCUGAGUCCUAAAAAUGCAACUGUAUGACAGCUUUUUCCAGUGCUUUUCAAAGAGUCAGAGGUCAACCUAAUUUGAUCCUCUCUCCAAGAAAGCUUAAGACAGUGUACCUCUCAGCAUUGACUGACAAAGUAUCAGAAAAUUGUAGUGAGAACUUGUGCUCCAUGUGUUAAUGAGUCCAAGAAUACAUUCAAUGCCAGGUUUGGGGAAGUACAUAUAAAGUGGAUGUCUGGUGAGCUUGUAUUAUCUUGCAUGUGAUAUGAACGCUUAUUGAAUAUGUAUGAAAAUGAUUAAUUUUUUUAAUACAAAUUAUCUGACACUGAUAUCAUGAGAUAACUCAUGAUUGUUUGAAGAUUAGGUAUAUUGUGCAAUAAGCUUAACACUUCAGUAUUUUUUCACCCAACUAUCCCUCAGUGAAAUACAAACAGGUAGGAUAUUGGUUGUAGAUUGUUUCCAUUCCUUUCUGCAUUCAGCAAAUUGAUUUCAGGAUUUAAAUAUCAUGUUUGCAAAAAUCUUAGAUAUCAUUCCCAUUCAUAAAAUUGAUGAUUGAUGAUACAAAUUAAUGUUAGCUUAAUUUAUAUUUGUGAUUGAAGCAUCUCUGGCUAUAGAGUACUGAAGUGUGAUGUUAUAAAAGACAGAUUUUGACAUUUAGAAUCAAGCAAAUGUUUUCCAUCAUGUUCCUCCAAAAUAUGAAAAGUGAAAUAAAUGUAUUAAAACCUUAGCAUCGAUUGCAGAAAUUAUGCCAUUAUUCUAUACAAGAUGGGAAAAAGGCUAAGCAUUGAAAUUUAACAUGUAAUGAAUUUAUGCUUUAAAACUGUAUUUAAAUGCAUGUGAUUUGUUUUAGAAUUACUGAACUUUAAGUAUAAUGUUUUCUUUAAAAAGAAAUUUCAAAUUGCAGAAUGUUAACCGAAUUAAACUGUAUGUCUAUAAAGUGUGAGUAAUAUAAUUUAGUAUUUGUCAUGUCUGUCUAUGUCAUUGGAUAUAGAAGUAUGCAUUACUGCUAUUAACCACUGCAUUUGUGUUAUAGAUUUAUAUGGGUGUGACAUUCUUUCAAAUCUAAUUUGAAUUCACCUACUCCAAUAGUACCCUGUGAAUACAUUGUAUUUUGGGAACUUAUAUGUGAUUUAUUGUAGUUUCUCACUUUUAGCAAUUCAGUGGUGAGCAAAGUCAGAAUCUAGAUGCUUUAAGGUCUCUUUAUUCUCACUAAGAGGGAAAAUGUGACACUUCAACCUAAGACCAACAUUAAGUCACAAAAAUGAAUUUUGGGAUUUUCUUACAUUUGAAUAAGCAGAUCCUAGGCUGGAAAAAGAUAUAUAACUUGUCAAAUUGAUUAACAAUA
Molecule: messenger RNA, 5196 nt
Organism: Lytechinus variegatus (green sea urchin)
Lineage: Eukaryota; Metazoa; Echinodermata; Echinoidea; Temnopleuroida; Toxopneustidae
Gene: trappc11
Product: trafficking protein particle complex subunit 11-like
Exons: 28
Coding region: 91-3579 (1162 amino acids)
Source: RefSeq, a predicted model, not a curated record